Molecule: messenger RNA, 867 nt
Organism: Penaeus indicus
Lineage: Eukaryota; Metazoa; Arthropoda; Malacostraca; Decapoda; Penaeidae
Exons: 2
Coding region: 28-609 (193 amino acids)
Source: RefSeq, a predicted model, not a curated record
GUGAGCAAGCAUCAGUCAGCAUCAGCCAUGAAGCUCGUGAUCGUUCUGUUGAGUGUGUCGGCGGUGGCGCUGGGGCAGAGCGGCGCCCCGACGGUGCGAGAGGAGCCUCAGCAGGCCAUCGGCAGAGACGAGCCGCGUCGCCUGCAGCUGGGGGACAUUCCCUCGCCUUUCGUGCUCAAGGAUCAGACCCGACCAGUCCUGCUUAGAGAUUAUCCCUACUACUACAACCCCUACCGCCUCCACCCUUUCAACCUGCACAACCUCCCGAACUACCGCAUCCAGCCCAAGGACGGCAGCGGCGUGGCGCUGCACCCGGGAGGCGCCACAUCUUAUAUCCACCCUCAGGUCCAUGGGCUGGGCAAGCGAUCGGCCGACCCCAAAGACACCCCUAACUACUCCUUCAGCUACUACCAUCCCUACCACUACUAUGGCUACCAGGGCUACCCCUUCCACCGCUUCAGUCCCCUCCACCAUAUGGGCAAGAGAUCAACCGACCCUCAGACAAGACUGCCCUACCACAGCUACUACAGACACCCUUUCAUGUACCCCUACAGCAGCUUCGACCUCUACCCCUUCGGCCUCUCCCGCGGCUACAGCUACAGAUACUAAGUCCCCGGCGACCGGCUCGAGAGGAAGACUCCACGCCCCUUGCAACUGCAGACAUAGCAACGGAAAGAAACACAGCGACGGAAGGAAGCUUGCCGCGCGCAUCCCGACCGUCGUGGACAAAGGCUUCACGUGGCAUCACACUCGGGCUCCUUCAGGAAUGGCGGAGGUCACUCCCGCCAGCCGACCGAGCCCCGUUUCUGAGCUUGAUAGUCUAGUGCCGCUCACGCUGUUUUUUCAGGCUCUGUUCAUUUGUAUACA